Molecule: messenger RNA, 348 nt
Organism: Clonostachys solani
Lineage: Eukaryota; Fungi; Ascomycota; Sordariomycetes; Hypocreales; Bionectriaceae
Source: the annotation of a GenBank genome assembly
AUGCUAAAACAUAAUGCGGAAAGUAAGAAGGGUGGAAAGAUCGCAAGGGCUAAACUAUUACAUUAUAUAGGAGGCCGCAUCAAAUUAAGGCUACCAAGAUAUUUAAGGAAGAAGAAGGUGAAGGGCAUACUAGAGGAGGCAGAGAAGCUUAAGGCGCAGGUAUUAGAGAUACUUCAGAUGAAGCUUAAAGCAGACCAUCCCGAUAUACUAACGAGCCAGUGGGAGGAGGCAGAGAAGCUUAAGGUGCAGGUGGUGGAGACUCAUAAGAUAAAGCUUGGAGCAGACCAUCCCUCUACACUAACGAGUAUAGCCAAUCUUACAUCAACAUAUACAUAUCAAGGCCGUUAG